GACGUCGCGCGCACCUGGAGGUGACCCGCACUCGCCAAGUCGAUGGCAACAGGAGGGGCGCCACCUACCGUAGGCAGAGACCAUGGCGGCCCGGAGGGAAUGGACCCCGAAGGCGUCAUCGAGAGCAACUGGAAUGAGAUUGUGGAUAACUUUGAUGAUAUGAACCUGAAAGAGUCUCUGCUUCGGGGUAUCUAUGCUUACGGUUUUGAGAAACCUUCCGCUAUUCAGCAGAGAGCCAUCAUCCCCUGCAUCAAAGGGUAUGAUGUGAUUGCUCAAGCUCAGUCAGGUACUGGCAAGACAGCCACAUUUGCUAUUUCCAUCCUGCAACAGUUGGAGAUUGAUCUCAAGGAGACCCAAGCACUAGUAUUGGCCCCCACCAGAGAACUGGCUCAACAGAUCCAAAAGGUCAUCCUGGCCCUUGGAGACUAUAUGGGAGCAACCUGCCAUGCCUGCAUUGGGGGGACCAAUGUUCGAAACGAGAUGCAAAAACUCCAGGCUGAAGCGCCUCAUAUUGUCGUCGGGACGCCAGGGCGCGUGUUCGACAUGCUCAACAGGCGCUAUCUCUCUCCCAAAUGGAUCAAGAUGUUCGUUCUGGAUGAAGCCGAUGAGAUGCUGAGCCGGGGGUUUAAGGAUCAGAUCUAUGAGAUUUUCCAGAAGCUGAGUACAAAUAUUCAGGUUGUGUUGCUUUCCGCUACAAUGCCAACAGAUGUUCUGGAGGUGACCAAAAAGUUCAUGAGGGAUCCUAUUCGUAUUUUAGUGAAGAAGGAAGAAUUGACUCUGGAGGGAAUCAAGCAAUUCUACAUUAACGUUGAAAGAGAGGAAUGGAAGCUGGAUACUCUCUGUGACUUGUAUGAGACCCUCACCAUUACUCAAGCCGUCAUUUUCCUGAAUACGAGAAGAAAGGUGGAUUGGCUCACCGAAAAAAUGCACGCCAGGGAUUUCACCGUUUCCGCUCUGCAUGGGGACAUGGACCAGAAGGAGCGGGAUGUUAUCAUGAGGGAGUUCAGGUCGGGCUCAAGCCGAGUUCUCAUCACUACCGACUUGUUGGCUCGUGGGAUUGACGUGCAACAAGUUUCUCUGGUUAUAAACUAUGACUUGCCUACCAAUCGUGAAAACUACAUUCACAGAAUUGGCAGAGGCGGUCGCUUCGGCAGGAAAGGCGUGGCGAUCAACUUUGUCACCGAAGAAGACAAGCGGAUUCUCCGUGACAUUGAGACUUUCUACAAUACUACCGUGGAGGAGAUGCCAAUGAAUGUGGCUGAUCUUAUUUAGUCCCCGGGAUGAGGUGGUUUCGAAUGCAGUGCUCGCUGUUGCUGAAUGAGGCGAUUUCACAACGUGCAUUGUGCUUCUUUGGGGAAAUACACUGAACCUCGUCUCGAUGCUCAACGGAUCAGAAUUUCAGAUUUUUGUGGAUAGCGGAGCGACUCUGGCCGUGAGCUCUUGUGGGGAAAGCUGCUGGCCUUUUCCUCGUUAGAGUUAGACUGUUGGGGUGGGUAGAGAAGAUGGGGUCUGUAAAAUCUUUCUUUGUUAGAAACCCGUUCCCUAGUUCAUUGGAGUUGGUGGUCUUAGAUGUUCUCUAUCACUUAAUAAUUUACUUGUGGACUAAAAGAUAUAAGUGCUGUAUAAAAUCAGCCAAUUAUGUUAAACUAGCCUAUCUGCCCUUACUGUGUUGUCAUUAGCCCGGUUAGGAAAUCUCUUUUUUAGAAUAAGCAUCUUCAGUGCGUUUUGUUCGGUAUUGUAUUUAUUCAAUCGAAUAAAGUAAUUAUUGCUAGGUGUGAACUGGACCCUGUUGCUCAACCCCCAGCAAGCAAAUCAGCCUAGAUAGAGGGUUAAACCCAGUCAAAUUGCCAUAUUGCACAUGUCUUAAUGAGGUUUGAAUGUUCAAUAAAUGACUUACUUAUAAAUGCAA
Messenger RNA from Tachyglossus aculeatus (Australian echidna), 1909 nucleotides. It is a transcript of the gene EIF4A2, whose product is annotated as eukaryotic translation initiation factor 4A2. Gene Ontology annotation, biological process: cytoplasmic translational initiation. Gene Ontology annotation, cellular component: cytoplasmic stress granule. The coding region runs from base 43 to 1272 and encodes 409 amino acids. The record is from RefSeq and is a predicted model, not a curated record. NCBI's taxonomy places the organism in Eukaryota, Metazoa, Chordata, Mammalia, Monotremata, Tachyglossidae. Gene Ontology annotation, molecular function: translation initiation factor activity; ATP binding; RNA helicase activity. The transcript is spliced from 11 exons.